CAUAGGCCACCGCGCGGGGCGGGAGGGGGCGCGGCGAGACCCGCAGCUAGCAAACCGCGCCUCGGCCCUUGCGGUGGCCCCAUAGCCGGGACAAAGGCUCGGGAGGGAAAGCGAAUGUUCCUUAGAUUGUCCGACUGCUAGCAACCCGUUUAGGACUUAGAGGCUGACAGUAGCGCUCUCCGGGCUCUGCGCGUGUGAAUCCAGACCCAAAGUGCAGACAGCCGUGGCGUUUUCAGAGUUAGGAGGCAGUACUUGACAGGGCUGUUUGGUUUUUUCCAGUGCUCAACAGUUGAAGAAGGAACUUGGUACUUGGGGAUCAAAGACAUGAAUUACUCACGGUUUCUCACCGCCGCGAGCGCAGCAAGAAACCCUUCUCCGAUUCGAGUCCUGACUGCUAUAUUGAGCAAGGCACCAAAAUCGCUCAUCUCCUUGGCUCCUGGAGCACCAAAUCCGAACACUUUUCCUUUUAAGACUGCUAGUAUCACCAUAGAAAAUGGAAAGACGAUCCAGUUUGGAGAAGAAAUGAUGAAGAGAGCGCUUCAGUAUUCUCAAAGUGCUGGAAUUCCAGAGCUGUUGUCCUGGCUAACACAGUUACAAAUAAAAUUGCAUAAUCCUCCCACUAUCCAUUAUCCUGCCAGUCAAGGACAAAUGGAUAUAUGUGUCACAUGUGGCAGCCAAGAAGGUCUUUCUAAGGUGUUCGAAAUGCUCAUCAAUCCUGGAGAUAACAUUCUCCUAAAUGAACCUGUCUAUUCAGGAACACUUCAAGCUCUGCAUCCACUAGGCUGCAACAUUAUUAAUAUUCCCAGUGAUGAAAAUGGGAUUAUUCCAAAGUCCCUCAAAGAAAUACUUUCCAAAUGGAAACCAGAAGAUUCACAGAACCCCACAAAAAAGACCCCCAAAUUUCUUUACACUGUCCCAAAUGGCAACAACCCUACUGGAGUUUCAUUAACAAGUGACCGCAAAAAGGAAAUCUAUGAGCUGGCAAGAAAAUAUGAUUUCCUCAUAAUAGAAGAUGAUCCUUACUACUUUCUCCAGCUCAACAAGUCCCGGACACCAACAUUUCUUUCCAUGGAUGUUGAUGGUCGUGUCAUCAGAGCUGACUCUUUUUCAAAAGUCCUCUCCUCUGGGGUUGCUGAUUUCUAUAGAAAGCAGAGGGAUGCAUCAGUGGAAGCUGCAGAGAAGUGGCUGAGUGGUUUGGCAGAAUGGCAUGUUCCUACUGCUUCCAUGUUUUUAUGGAUUAAAAUUAAGGGCAUAUCUGAUACGAAAAAACUGAUUGAAGAAAAAGCCAUUAAGAAACAGGUAUUAAUGAUUCCUGGAAACGUUUUCUACGUUGAUAGCUCAGCUCCUAGCCCUUACUUUCGAGUGUCCUUUUCUUUGGCUUCUCCAGAACAGAUGGAUGUGGCUUUCCAGAGAUUGGCCCAACUUAUAAAAGAAUCUUUAUAAAUAAACCAAACUAAUCAUAUGACUCCUGGAUUUUUCAGAUAAAAUAGUUUUGUGUUUUAGCAGAAAUAAACAGUGCCAUUAUCCUUACUGAUUGGAUCAAACAUGUCAUAUCUGAACUAGUUUAACUAGAUAACUUUUAAAAUGACUUUAAAUCUAUCAUCUUGCCAAAAUAUAUUUAUAAUCCACUUAGAUCUUUUAAUAAAUUUUCAACUUGCAAAAA
Messenger RNA from Choloepus didactylus (southern two-toed sloth), 1663 nucleotides. It is a transcript of the gene AADAT, whose product is annotated as aminoadipate aminotransferase. Lineage: Eukaryota; Metazoa; Chordata; Mammalia; Pilosa; Megalonychidae. Gene Ontology annotation, biological process: biosynthetic process. Gene Ontology annotation, molecular function: pyridoxal phosphate binding; L-kynurenine:2-oxoglutarate transaminase activity. The transcript is spliced from 11 exons. Bases 325 to 1443 code for a protein of 372 amino acids. The record is from RefSeq and is a predicted model, not a curated record.